AUGCCACCAAGACUUCUGUCAGCCCUCCCAUUGCGUAGUGCGGUCUUUCAGGUCUACAAGCGUGGAGCCUGCGGGUAUGCUACUUCGGGAUCGCCUGUUGAUUCAUCGUCCUCUCCCUUCGCGAAGAUAAAAGGCGUCGAGGUAUCUGGAAACGCACAACCACGACGGUGGCCCAGAGUUUUGGCCGCUAUCGCGCUGGGAAUUACACUGGGAAGUGGGUGGAAGGUAUAUGGGAAGGGUGAGGAGGUGUUUCUCCCGUUGUGGGUGGAGACACCCGAGGAACUGCCUUAUGAAUUGAAAGAGGUAUUGAAGAAGAAGAAGGACGAGUUGGAAGAAUGUGCCAUGAGCACUCUGAUCGCUUCUAUCGCGGACCAGAUGAAACCUUAUCUUGGCUCCCCCGUCGUUGCGAUCUCCUCUGAACUCACCUUCGCUAAACCAGAACGAACAGUGACUCGCACUGUCCGUGGUAUCGGCUUCACUUCAGCAUCAGGCCCGUCGAAGACUACACGAACACUUGACCUGGAAGCAUUGAAGUCACAUCCAGUAUAUCCUUACGUCAGAUACAUUUUCCCUAUGCCAGAACUUCCGAAGCCAGAAUCAAAAUCAUGCCCGAAAACUCACGUCAUCGCAAAGGGAGAGAUCAUUGUGGAGGGUGGAAGGGAUGGGGGACAGAAGACGAGAGGUAUGGUUGAUGUUGUGGAGCAUCUGAGGGCUGUGGGAGCGGAGGGGGAGGAAGCGAGUGUGUUUGAGGCCACACUCAUCUUUGCGGAUAAGGUCGGGAGGGCAAGGGAAUUGUUCUUGGUGAAGGAAGGCAAGGCAGUGCCAGCUGAGGAGCAAGAGGGCGAGACGACCGACGUAAUUUUGACCCCUAGAUACCAAAAAUAA
Messenger RNA from Saitoella complicata NRRL Y-17804, 885 nucleotides. RefSeq lists its product as uncharacterized. The record is from RefSeq and is a predicted model, not a curated record. The transcript has 2 exons. Bases 1 to 885 code for a protein of 294 amino acids. NCBI's taxonomy places the organism in Eukaryota, Fungi, Ascomycota, Saitoellomycetes, Saitoellales, Saitoellaceae.